AUGGGUUACUCCUCCACUCGAAAAGUACCUCACGACAGUGACUCUCAUGCAACCAAUAAUGACAACGUGAUUAUUGGAGAUGAAACUAAAGCCUCCGAAGUACAAGUUGUUCCUCAUGACAAUGACACGUCAUCUAUAGAAGAGAGUGGAGCUGAACCUACUGUGAUCCCAGCUCAACCUCAUAGGAAUCCAACUCGAGAUAGACAUCCACCGUCAAGGCUACAAGACUAUGUAACUGUCACAUCCCGAAUUGGCUCUGCCGUAGCAUGA
Messenger RNA from Prunus armeniaca (apricot), 270 nucleotides. The record is from the annotation of a GenBank genome assembly. NCBI's taxonomy places the organism in Eukaryota, Viridiplantae, Streptophyta, Magnoliopsida, Rosales, Rosaceae.